GAGUGGCUUAUAUACUAACAGAAGAGGCUGGUGUUACUGAUGUCCAUGUCAUUCAAGCUGCCUUGCUACAUGAUACUGUUGAGGAUACAGACACUUCUUUCGAAGAACUGGAGGAACAUUUUGGACCAGAAGUUACAGGUCUAGUAAAGGAGGUUACUGAUAAUAAAUCGUUACCAAGUCCUCUACGUAAACUCGAACAGAUCAAGCAUGCUCCUAAUACGAGUCCGAAAGCAAAGCUCGUGAAACUAGCUGACAAACUGUAUAACCUUCGAGAUCUAAAUCGUGCAACACCUGAAGGCUGGACCGAGGAACGUGUGCACAAAUAUUUCGAAUGGGCGUCAAAGGUGGUGGCAGGCCUUAGGGGAACAAAUGAAAUCAUGGAGAAAGAACUUGACAAAUUAUUUAAGGAAAGGAAUGUUCUAUAAUGGAACAUUAUAUUUGGGCAGCUGCAUUUUACGCUGCUCCUGAUGAAACUAAAAGUGAUUGACCUUUGCCGGCAGGAGGGAGCCUCAGGCUAGUCUGCAGAUUAACGUCACAUGACCUUGCUCGAUACUGUUAGUUUUUUUAUCUGCUCAAAUUCAAAUUUUUUAUUUUGAUAUCCCCAAAAAAUUAAUGGACUGACCCAUAUAAAUGGAAGAUGGAAAAGUCCAUCUACGAAAUUCAACUGAUUAUGGGGUAGGAUUUUGUGUUUUGAUUAAACUUAUUUUCUGUGAUACUAUUUUACGAAAUUGUUGCGAUAUUAUUUCUCAUAUUUUCUCAUGUAUUGCCAGUCACUAAAUUUCCAUAUAAUUAGCCGCAAAAAUAUACUGAUAAUGAUUAUUUUACAUUUUUAAAUGUCAUUGUCAAAUUAUUGGUUAUGUUUGUAACCCUUUUCGGAAAAGAUCCUUAAAUUGGGAAAAAUUAUGUGACAUUUUUUUUUUAAAUUUGAGAAAUUUUUUAAAUGUUAAAAAACUGCCUUUUAGAUAAUUUUUAAAUUGUAUUCAAGUGUACAAUCAUAUUGUCGGUCACUUCGAUCUAUUACAUCAGUCAAAACAGAUCAUUUGUUGUCAGAAAUUAAAAAUGUUGAUUUUUUUAGGCUGCUGUUAGAUUUCUUUCUUCUAAAUUUGGGGGAAAAAAUUCCAAGUUAUUUUGUAUUGACAAUAGAGACCUUACUCUGGCUUCAGGUAGAAAAUGCCAGUAUUUUUUGUUUCCCACCUGAACAAGUAGAAAAUUUAAUUUUUUGCAGAUGUUAUAUAUUUUUAGCUCGACUAUUCGAUAAGAAUAAGUAGAGCUAUUGUAGUCACCCGAGCGUCGGCGUAACCACUUAUGUUAAAGUUUUUGUAAUAGUUCAAAUAUUUCAAAGUCCAUCGACAUAUGGCUUUGAAACUUUGCACACUUGUUCACCAUCAUGACCCCAACCUGUAGACAUGAGGAGAUAACUCUAUCAAGCAUUUUGACAGAAUUAUGCCCCUUUUUGACUUAGAAUUUACGUUAAAGUUUUUGUAAUACCUCAAAUAUUUUCAAAGUCCAUUGACAUAUGGCAUUAAAACUUUGCACACUUGUUCACCAUCAUGACCCUAACCUGUAGACAGGAGGAGGUUACUCUAUCAAGCAUUUUGACAGAAUUAUGCCCCUUUUUCGACUUAGAAUUUACGUUAAAGUUUUUGUAAUAGUUCAAAUAUUUUCAAAGUCCAUUGACAUAUGGCAUUUAAACUUUGCACACUUGUUCACCAUCAUGACCCCAACCUGUAAACAGGAGGAGGUAACUGUAUCAAGCAUUUUUUUUACUUUCAAGCACUAAGAAUAGUCGAGCGUUGCUGUCCUACCGACAGCUCUUGUUUGUUGAUAUUGUAUACAGAGGUCAGUUUACAAAAAUGUUUGUGUGUGCAUUGAUAUUACAUUCCAGUAUUUUGAUAUUCACUGCCUUUACAAAGGCUUUUUGUAUUUUUAUUGUUUUCCUAUUGUUGUAUAGUAAAGAUAUAUUUUUUACACAAAUAAAUCUUGAUGUAUCAAACCUUAAAGGGACAACACUGAGGUUGUUUUGGGGAUUUUUUUUUUGGCAUGACGGUACUGAAAAUAAUUUAUUUUGAGAUUUAUGUUAAAUUUGAUGUAGGUCUAGACCAAUUACUUGUGUGCACAUUUUCAGAUAAUUUGCUUUCUCCCUUUUCCCAGAAUUAUUCUAAAUGUGAAAAGUGGCCAAAAUUUGAAAAGCAUUACUACUUUUUUUCAUUCAGAUCAGGCUAGAAAUAGCACACACACAAAACAUUAAGAUAGGACUUUCAGUCGUUUCUGAGUAUAUAUCUUUAUGAUUUUUUUUUUUUUUUUGCACAUCAAUCUAUUUUAAAGGCCCAUUUUGCCUCGGUGAUGCGUUCAUUUUUUAUUACCCAGGAUCGAACCCGGGACUUUAGCAGUGACAGUCAGUGGUCUAACCAAAUGAGCUUAUAAAAGUGCCACCUAUAUUUGAUAUUCCUUAAAUUUUGAAUGGACUGUUCCGAAUUCAAAGAUGGCCAGGCUAGUCCAUUACAAAAAUUAAGCAUGCUAAAAGGAUGGAAUACUUUUCCAACAUGAAGUGCCGUCCUUUCUGUGAACCGUGUAAAGGUUAAAAGAUAAAAAUCCUAUUCUGUGUACCAGGCUACAUUGCAACUUGGAUCAAUAUCUGUGUUUACAAAGUUAGCAUAAAAAUGAUUAUAUUACUUCGGGUAUGUUUUAGCAUAAAAAUGAUUUCUUCGGAUAUAUUUUAUAAUUGAAUUGAGACAAACCACACUGAUGUGUAACCAUGUCUAAUUAAAAAUUUCUAGGCAGUGGACCUAAUAUCAUGACUGGGAAUUUCUUGAGAUGUUUAUAAUGUAUAUGUAUUUCUGCAAAGGUUGAUUUAUAUCUUGAAAUAUAUACCUACCUCUACAUACCUGUAAUUUUCCUUAAUGGUUGUGAUUUUAAUAAUUGUCAUAAGGACAGACCUGUGGAAAAAAAAACAUCAGAGUUUAUUUUUUGUUAUGACAAUUAUCAGCAACUGACACAAUGUUGCAGGAUACAAAAUAGCUAUUGAUUAUUAAUUUUACAUAAAUGUUUUAUGCUAGAGUUUUUGAAACUCCCUGGCUACUGCAACUGGUGAAAUAUUUAUUUUCAUACCACUCGAUGAAAAUUAAUCCUGUAUUUAAAGAAGAAACUUGAAUAUCUUCUAUGUAUUUCAUUGACAGUUUUGUUUGUUUGUUUGUUUGAUUGUGUUUUACGUAACACCAACACAGUAUUUGUCACAUAGCGACGUUAACAGCUUUUCUGCUCGAGGAAGACCUGAGGUGCCCUUCAUUGACAAUUUUAAUAAAACUGUAUUCCUCACUUAGCAGGAUAAGGGUUAACUAUGGUUGUUGACUUCAAACCAUUGCCCCUCACCACUGUCAAUUCGAGUCAUGCAAGUGACUGGAUUCUUUCAUGUGAGGAAACUAUCCAGCUAGCUUGCAGAAUGUAUGGGCUAUUUGUCUGAAAUAAUGCAUGGAGGGGCACCUGAUGUCUUCUUCCACUCGUAAAGCUUUGAAUUCUCCUUAUUACCUUAACCGUGCUGAUGGGACGCACAAGAAACAAACAAAAAUAAAAACAAUGUUUUAAAAUGGAGUGCUGCCAUCUCAGUGAAACAUUUAUCUACUGGAAUAGGGACUAAAUGAAAUUGCCACCAAUUUAAAGGCCAGGCCAGCAUGUACACCCGUGCAGUCUAACCAGGCUCUAUACUGUUUAUGUCUUACUUUAAAUUUUUAUCAAUGAAUUUUUCAAAGUACAAUGUAAUCAUACAUUGAAGGUUUUGUUUUUAGCUGGGUAACAGUAUUUAAAUGUAGACUACAAAUAUUAUGAACUGAGUUUAGAUACAUUUAUUUUCUUUAUAUGAUCUUUUGUUUUAUCUUAUACAUUUUAUAAUAAAUUAUU
This is a messenger RNA of Ruditapes philippinarum (Manila clam), 3894 nucleotides long. Its product is annotated as guanosine-3',5'-bis(diphosphate) 3'-pyrophosphohydrolase MESH1-like. Gene Ontology annotation, molecular function: guanosine-3',5'-bis(diphosphate) 3'-diphosphatase activity. The record is from RefSeq and is a predicted model, not a curated record. The transcript has 3 exons. The annotation marks the transcript as partial. Lineage: Eukaryota; Metazoa; Mollusca; Bivalvia; Venerida; Veneridae.